CCGUGUUUUCUUGCGUCUCGGGAUCUGUCGCAGUAUUCCCAUCUGUGAUAUUGUGUUUUCAUUCUGGCUGUGUGUUUUAUUGUCUUUUUCGAAUAGCAAUAAAAGAUUUUUGGUUACGCGUGUGUUUUCCGUCCACACUCUUGUGCAGCGUCGUCACUCGUCACCACGCUUUCACAAGCGUUAUUAUCGUUACUCGCAGACCAAGCUCGUCAGUAGCUCGCCAUGAACGCCACACCACGCUAUUUUCGCCGGCUGUACGCGGGUGACCGCGAGGUGAACCACGGGAACACGGUUCUGGUGCGUCGCGACAGCGGCCAGUGGUGGCUGGGAUACGUUCAAGAUAUCGACGGCGAUCAGUUCUUCGUCGACUUCGACUCCACCACCACCCGCGCCGAGUGGAUUCACGCCAGCCGUCUCUGGCCGCAUUUUCUUCUGAACGGGGCUGUUCCAGCGUGGAUUGGCUCCGCCGUUCAGGUGGCCCUGUCCACGGUGGAGGGAGGGCCCCUGGUAUUCCGUCGGGGCACCAUCACCGGCGAAAUGUGCCUCUUGUACUAUAUCGUCCGUCUGGAUGGGGAUGAGGGAAACAGUAUCGCAGUGCACCGGACCCAGUUCGUGGAGCGUCUGCCGGUGGUUGAACAGGAGUCGAGCCUGUUCGCCAAAUACAACGGGUUUAUGUACCGAAAGUAUGUCAUCAAUUGGGACGGGGCGUCAUUACUGCGUGACGUGACCAGCCUGCCCAGGUUCCUGCUGCGCACUUGUCGGAUCGCACCGGGCCAGGAUGAUCUGGUGUGUGAUGCCAGUUGUCAGGUGGAGCGGUUCGACGGAUGGGACGCCGUGAGUUACUACUGUGUCGGGACGCACGCGCACCUGAAUAUUAUGAAUGAAGUCGCGGUUGGUUGUCGUGUGUUUGUGCGAGCGGGGUCCGACACGCUGACAUUCAUUUGCGCAGAAAUGCGCGGGGAUGUGGCCGGGCGUAGUCUGUUCUGGAAUGAACAGUCUCUACGGGAAGCCUGCCAUCUUUAUUUUGUCGAGCAACAAGGGAAGCAAGGGGGCAUCAUUCCCGUCAUCCACGGCGUGGAUGGUUUACAGCUGCAGAAUGUGAAUUCCGAAGCUAUGCGCAUGACUGACCUUUUCCAUCCGGUCCUGGCGGAUAUUCUGCUUCAUUUGGACGUUACUACUCAGUUACGGACCAGCCGGGUGUGUUCGCUCUGGAGGGCUUUGCUGCGGGAAUUCGGAGCCCACCGGCACGUUAUCGUUGAAAUCCCGUGGUUUUCGGCAACGACAACCAGAAACGGAGAGCUCACCACAGAACACUGCUAUCUCGUCUACAAGCUCGCAACAAUCCUGGAGCAGACAGUCUCCCGGGAGACACGCACGCUGGCCCUUCUGGAUCAGCGGCAGAAUUAUGAUGAAUUCACGCAGCUCUUCGUGUGCUUCCCCUGGAAAAUGUCGGCUGUAAAAAAGAUACUACAAAGUAAAGGCAUUCGCUUGCAGCGCAUAAUCAGCAAAAAGGGCAUCGAUCCGCUCAUCAAGCCGGGAUCCGCGUUGCUGGGCCUGUACAAUCAGCAGAACGACAAUAAUUACGAAUGCCGUGCUUUGUCGGCGCUGACGACAGUGUGCGAGGAGAUCCUGCUAAUCGAUUACACCGCGUCCGAUCCGCGCUUCCUAAAACUCCUGGUGAUCUGCCUGUUUAAUCACACUGGCGCGCCGUGGCCGACGAACCUAACACACGAGGGUGACUCCAUCGGCCACUCGCAACCAAACGUCGCUAUCCCGUUUCUGCGCUGUUCUUCCACGGAGACGGCCGUUGAACGCCGCCGACGCUUUUUAGCCGUCGUCAACGACAACUGUGUGGCCGUUAAUGAGGAGGACUAUGCCAAAGUCACGGCACUGCAUGCUGGCUGGUUGCAGACGCUGGCUUAUCCGGAGGAGUGGACCGGCAUCCGCAUGUUUCUUCAACUGUUUUGCCCGUUUAGCACGACUGAUAGCGCAGUGUGCUGGGAUGCCGUGGACCUACGGGAACUUGACGUAUCGUCGCUGAAUCGGUUAGCAAUACACAUUCUCGUUGCAUGUUGCGAGGACUGAAGUCCAAGUCGUUUAUGCAACGCAGCGACGUUGGCAGAAGUGCCUCGGUCUGGGAAAUUACUGUCAUUUGCAGUUGUUCUUUGGUUGAUGAACAGAGUUUCAUGAGUUAAUAGUUGACUUGGGCGGCGUCCAUAGCAUAUCUGGUCCCUAGUUAUCCCAAUUAUUCUGAGCGUUUCUCAAGCUAUUUACUGUGCAUGGUACUAUCAUGUGUUUGCUGUCGACAGUGCUGUACUGUACACGGUUUGUUAACGGAUAGAAACCUUUAAGCCUGUCCACCGA
Paramacrobiotus metropolitanus is the source of this 2364-nucleotide messenger RNA. RefSeq lists its product as uncharacterized. The record is from RefSeq and is a predicted model, not a curated record. Gene Ontology annotation, molecular function: protein binding. Bases 223 to 2085 code for a protein of 620 amino acids. Lineage: Eukaryota; Metazoa; Tardigrada; Eutardigrada; Parachela; Macrobiotidae. The transcript is spliced from 4 exons.